GAAAUUCUCAGUGAACACUGCCCACUACCACUUCUCAUCUUAGCUUCCUAUUGCUACUCAUGGCUUCCUCUCCACUUCUUUCCUUUUUCUUCCUCCUAGCCUUUUUCUUUAUUCAAACUCAUGCUAGAGAUAGCCAGUUUUUCAGCAAGGUCUCUGCCACCACCACCCCUACCACCACCAUCAACAGCAAAGAGGCUGCAGCGAUCCCCAACAAAGAAGAGAACUUGAACAAGCAAGAACAAGAACCAACCUUCAUGCCAGAGACCCAAAAUGCUUAUGGCCUGUAUGGUCAAGAAUCCACCCAGACCCAGUUUCCCACCACCAAUAAAUUGGGUAAUGAACCCUACACCACAGCCACUUACAGCCCGUACAGAACCCAAACCCAGUUUCCCACCACCACUAAAUUGGGUAAUGAACCCUACACCACCGCCACUUACAGCCCUUACAGAACCCAGACUCAAACCCAAGAAACCUACGACCCCAACACCAACACCAACACCAACACCAACACCAACACCAACACCGGCGCCAAUUACUACAAUAACAAGCAGUACAGCAACAACGCAUACGAGGAAGAGCAACAAAAUCUGAGCGAAACAAGCCUUCAAGAAAGCAGCUACACCACUCCCAUGUCCGACCAGAACAACAACCAUCACUACUACAAUGGCGCGAAUGGGUACAAAAACGAAGGGAAGCAAGGCAUGAGCGACACCAGGUUCUUGCAAAAUGGAAAGUAUUACUACAACGUUAAGGGUGAGAACAACUAUUACCCAAAUCAGUACCAGGAUUCAAGAGACAAUUACGAUACUAAGGGUUAUUACAACAACAAUGAGAAUACCUCCGAGUACGGUAACUCCAUGGAAAGCUACCAGAACCAGGAGAACUUCCAAGACUUCCAAGAUGAGCGCUAUGUGCCUUGAGUUAUAGCCUUUUAAUUUGGUUUUUUGAUCAAGAGGUGUAGUCAAGAAAAUGAUUGAGUUGAUCAGUUCAACUAUAUCUAAUGGGUUGUGGCUUUUAGAGGUUAAAUUAAAUAUAUGUUCUUAUGGAAAGGAGAUAUAAAUUGAUUUAUUGUGGUAA
Molecule: messenger RNA, 1077 nt
Organism: Manihot esculenta (cassava)
Lineage: Eukaryota; Viridiplantae; Streptophyta; Magnoliopsida; Malpighiales; Euphorbiaceae
Product: protein E6
Exons: 1
Coding region: 60-920 (286 amino acids)
Source: RefSeq, a predicted model, not a curated record